Molecule: messenger RNA, 2604 nt
Organism: Betta splendens (Siamese fighting fish)
Lineage: Eukaryota; Metazoa; Chordata; Actinopteri; Anabantiformes; Osphronemidae
Gene: traf2b
Product: Tnf receptor-associated factor 2b
Exons: 11
Coding region: 168-1727 (519 amino acids)
Biological process (GO): regulation of apoptotic process; positive regulation of JNK cascade; protein autoubiquitination
Cellular component (GO): cytoplasmic side of plasma membrane; plasma membrane signaling receptor complex
Molecular function (GO): ubiquitin-protein transferase activity; ubiquitin protein ligase binding; zinc ion binding
Source: RefSeq, a predicted model, not a curated record
AGGGCGACUCCGGCUGUGCUCAUCACAAAAUUAAGCGCAAGUCCUGCAGUAAAAUUGUAAACAUAGUUUCCAAACGACUGAAGGCGUCCUUCAGCGAACAGUGCUGUUUGGUACUUGAGCUGGUGUCGCUUCGUGCUCAGGAUAGAGCACCAGAUUGAUGGAGAAGAAUGGCUCGAAUCUCGUUGGAAUCCUCCAACUCUUUACCAGGGAUCCCCCUCAGUGUGCUGUCAGUGCCCAUGGAGAAUAAAUACAAAUGUCAGCAAUGUCUCCAGGUUCUGAGGAGGCCUGUCCAGGCUCAGUGUGGACAUCGCUUCUGUGUACACUGCUUCAAGCAGCUCACCAGUUCUGGCCCAAAGCCUUGUGAAGCCUGUCGCCAGGAGGAAAUAUAUGAGGAGCCCAUUUCCAUACUGAAUAGUAGUGAGGCAUUUCCAGAUAAUGCAGCAGGUCGGGAAAUAGCAAGUCUGCCUGCCAGGUGUUUGAACCAAGACUGCAAUUGGACGGGCUCAAUAAAAGAGUAUGAGGCUCAGCAUGAAGGUCGCUGUGAUUUUGAACGGAUACAAUGUGAGGCCUGCCACAACUUCAUCCUCCGUACAGAGAAAGACCGACAUAACGAGAGAGAAUGUGAGGCACGAACACUCAACUGCAAAUACUGCAAACUGACCUUCAACUUUAAGGAUAUCAAGGCCCAUGAUGAGAUCUGUUUGAAGUAUCCUUUACAAUGCAAGGACUGUGGCAAGAAGAAGAUCCCAAGAGAAAAGUUCACUGACCACAUCAAGACUUGUGCCAAGUCAAAGAGUGCCUGUCCAUAUAGUGAACUAGGCUGUAAAACUGUGGUAGAGAAUGGGAAGAUCAGUGAGCAUGAGCAGAGCUGCACCAUGGAGCACUUGCGCCUGCUGCUGCCCAUGGUGCUGUCCGUGACUCGAACCCGUUCAGAGGCGUCUGGUCCCGGGGAGUGGCAGGAGGACGGGCCUGGUUGGGGCCUAUACAGGGGUCCUGGGGAUGGAGUGGUGGAAGACUCUGCCGCCAUCCCACAGCCAGUGGAUUUGGAUAAAAAGGUAUCUGCUUUGGAAAACAUUGUGUGUGUCCUAAACCGGGAAGUUGAGCGCAAUUCUCUCACACAGGAGGCCUUUGCUCACCAACAUCGAUUAGACCAAGAAAAUAUAGAAAAUUUGUCCAACAAAAUUCGACAGCUAGAAAGGACGUUGACGAUGAGAGACUUGCAGUUGUCUGAGACCGAACAACUAGUUCGGGAACUCCAGUUCUGUACCUAUGACGGGGUAUUUGUCUGGAAAAUCUCAGACUUCUCGCGCCGCAGGCAGGACGCCGUGGCCGGUCGAACACCUGCAAUGUUCUCACCAGCGUUUUACUCAAGCAAAUAUGGCUACAAAAUGUGUCUGAGGCUGUAUCUGAACGGGGACGGGACGGGGCGAGGAACACACCUUUCGCUGUUCUUUGUUGUCAUGAGGGGCAAGUGUGAUGCUCUGCUCAAAUGGCCAUUCAGUCAGAAGGUGACUCUAAUGCUCUUGGAUCAAAACAACAGAGAGCACAUUAUUGAUGCUUUCCGUCCUGAUAUCACCUCCACCUCGUUCCAAAGGCCGAUCAGCGAAAUGAACAUCGCCAGCGGCUGCCCGCUCUUCUGCCCACUGGCUAAGCUGGCUGGCAAAAGCCCUUAUCUAAGAGAUGAUACAAUUUUCAUUAAAGCCAUUGUAGACCUCACAGGGUUAUAGGCUACAAGGUGUGGGCUGUGGAAGCCACACUUCAGAAACUGCAGUAAAAAAGGCACAUAAAAUAAUAAUAUAAUAUAUAAAUAAUAUAGGUAUAUAAUAAACCUAUAUUUAUUUAAGAAAUGACCUUAUUAUAAUAAUAUUAAUAAUAAUAAUGAUAAUCAUAAGGACAAUUAUAAAGUUAAGGCUAUUAGCUAAUUUACAUACAUUUUAUUACUUACAAAUGCUAUUGCAUACUUUAUAAAUCAAUUAUAUUACUGAAGGAAUGUUACAUUAGUGUGUAGAUAACAGCUGAGUUUAGGUGGUUGGUUGAAUUGUAUAAAUGUUUGAACUUGUAAACAUUAAUAGGUGAAUAGUCAAGUGUUGCUUUCUAAUUCUUAAUCAUGCUAAUGUGACAUUCCUCUCAGAUGGUAAGUAAAAUACACGAGGUAUUAUUACAUAUCCUGGUAUAGGAGAAAUACAGUAACCCAUGCUUAACUUUCUUUGUAUUCUUAUAUCUAUGUAUUUCCUUUGGAAUUUAUAAUAUGUUCUUUGAUAUUAUCCUUUAUUAGUUCUACAUUUAGAUUUAACUUAAAAUUUUAACUAAAUUCUGUUUAAUGCACUAUAUGCAAUUUAAUCUGUUAUACCUGUUAGAAUCUCCUACUAUCAGUUUUACAUGUUUGGUGUGAUGUUUUAGUGUGUGAUUGUACACAUUAAUAAAGUAACCAUUUAUUGCAAUAACGUGUUCUUUAAUAUAAAAAAACAAUGUUUGGAUGUAGCACAAACUCUACAAUAUAAAUUAACCUUGAUCUGGAAAUAAAAGGUGCAGAAGACAAUAUCUGCCUUAAAAUGAGCUCUGUUUGAAGUCAAAAUAUAUUGCAAUAAAAAAAGGACAUUUCUA